CGUAGGCAGAGAAUCACAGGCAGGCAGGCGCAGUCGCAGAGACACAGAGGAGACAGGAAUUAUCAAUGUCGUGGUUUGCCGCAAGAACCUUCAACGUGCCGGCGAUAGACGUCGGCGGCACGCUGCGCUCCCGGUCUCCCCUGGCGGUGGGCUUCGGCUGCGCCUCCUUUGCUGGCACAAGGCUGUGGCGGUCGAGCCGAUCGAAUGUGCCAUUUGCUUGCAUGAGCGUCUCUGCUGAAGCCCGGUUGAAAGAAGCAGUGAAAACCGACAAAGCUCCGGCAGCUCUGGGACCUUAUUCCCAGGCAAUCAAGGCGAACAAUAUGUUGUUCGUAUCUGGUGUCCUCGGUCUUAUUCCAGAGACCGGGAAGUUCGUGUCUGAUGGUGUUGAGGACCAAACUGAGCAGGUUCUUAAAAACAUGGGUGAGAUACUAAAAGCCGGUGGUGCCAGCUACUCUUCUGUGGUUAAGACGACUAUAAUGCUGGCAGACCUAAAUGACUUCAAAAAAGUCAAUGAGAUUUACGCGAAAUAUUUCGCGUCACCUGCCCCAGCUCGUUCAACAUAUCAAGUCGCAGCAUUGCCAUUAAAUGCAAAGAUUGAGAUUGAAUGCAUUGCGGCACUCUAAUGCAAUCAAAGGCUUAGAUUUAUGGGAAAUUUUGGGUGGGAGCAAUAACAUUAACUUAUGGAGUUCAUUAUUUAGCUUAUAUGAAGCAGAAGUGUCAUUGCCAUGAGCUUAACAUGAACAGUCUGAGUUUACUUUGAAUGGAAUAAGUGCCAAUCAAGUUGAUGUUUUUUCCCCGCUGCA
Messenger RNA from Punica granatum (pomegranate), 803 nucleotides. The record is from RefSeq and is a predicted model, not a curated record. Lineage: Eukaryota; Viridiplantae; Streptophyta; Magnoliopsida; Myrtales; Lythraceae.